AUGCUGAGGUACCUCUGGGCGACCCUAUACUCCCUGAUUUCCUGGGAGACACUCCGGGACGCCAGCCCGAGCCCCUCAGAUUGCCUCAGCGCGCCCUCACUCCCCGCCCUCGCAGCCUGCUACGCCAACUACACCGUCCCUGCGGCGCACUACGACGCCGCGUCCUACGCGACCGCGCAGCCCAAGGACUACGAGGUAUUAGCCUUCCGCGCCGCCAUACAUCGCAUGCUGGACAUCUCAAAUGGCGCCGCGGACUGCUUUGGGACGGAGCUGCCGGUCGCGCUGCAGUCGAUUUACAGCGUGCACUCGUUCGUGGACCAGGAGAAUGGGGAGGCGUAUUGCGUGUUGGCGGAGAAGCACAUCUUGAAUGGAUCAUAUGCGUAUGGGUGGGGCUUCAUGGCCGUUCCGGAUAAGAAAAUCACGCCUGGGCGUUACUCGGCUCUUCAACACCCUCGCAUCGACGUCCACCUCUCUGCGCCGCACCCGUGGUUCGAUGGGCCUGUGGACACUCAAGCAGCUUCCCUGUUUACCCAGGCGCGUGCUCGGAGUCUAUUCAUUUCUGGUCGACACCGGCGCGCGUUCGAGGCGCCCUCGGACUGCGAAGCAGAAUCGCCAUCGGGGACGAUAUACUACGCUACGGACCCUGCACACAGCACGGUGGCCAUCAAGGACUGGCAGGAUGCGCACGGCGGCGGCGGCUGCCCGACCGCGUCAUGCGCGUACAUCCAGUUCCACGGCAAGGCCGAGACGUCAUGCCCACAGGACGUGGCAUUCAUCUCCAGCGGUCUCGGCCACGACCCCGCCUCCCUCGCCUGGUACCUCAAGACCGACCUCCCCGCCCGCCGCCUCCAAGCCGCCCUCACCGACGCCUUCCCCGCGUGGAAAAUCUCCCUCCCCACGGAUUCGCCCUGCAUCCUCACCGCCUCCAAGACAGUGUUCGGGAAGUACGUCAACGGCGUGCCGCUGGGCGAGCUGUGCGGCACGGUUGCGACGCCGGAGAAAGCGACGGGGGCUUUUGUGCAUGUUGAGCAGGCGAUUGAGGCGAGGGGGGAGGGGGCGUAUGAGGGGCGUGCGAGUUUCCUGCGAUUUGGCAUUGUGCAGCGGAGCGUCGGCGAGUACGAUACCACGGUCUCCGCAUCGUCGUCCUCGUCCUCUUCCUCCUCCGCGCCCAAGCGGUUGAUAUCGAUGCGAAGGGCAGGGCGAGAUGAAGAUGUGCCCAUCCGACUCCUCCUGGGGCGCAUCGGGCGGGCGGGGAUGACCUGCGGUGCCGUCGCCUCGGCCGCCGCGGAUUUGGUGGGAUGCGGGAGGAAGGCGAGCGCGGCGGCGAGCUGGGGGAGGGACGACGAGGAGCAGCCGAGGGCGCGCGGGUGCACGUCGCCCACGGAGCGGCGCUUUGAGGCGGGUGUGGGCGUGGGCGGCGCGUCGUCGUCAGUGAUCGUGCGACCGCCGCGCUCAGGCAGGGCGCAUGUAUUAGCGGCGACGACGAUCGGGGUGCGGUCGUACUCGGAGGGUGGGUGGGCAGAGUAUGUGCGCGAGAGCGAGGGCGUGGGCGGGAAGUGGACACCGCGCGCGGCCUCGCAGGGCGUCGACGCCGGGUCUUUCAAGAUCGGGCGGGGACUAGAAGGCAUCUUGCAAAAUUAUGGAGGGUAUAGGGGUGUAGGAGGGUGUCGGUCAGCGGCAUCUGGCAGCGACCAGUCGGCCGAGCCCGACCUCCCUCGGGCUGGAAUAUCUGCCUCGUUUUCCAGCGAAUUUGUAGACCUGCGUGAAGCCUUUCACGGAUGCAUCGAUCUCCGCCCGCUGGCCAUACUCCCUCCACUUCGUCUGACAGGAGAUACGGUCGCGCACAGGUUGUUACGCGCCCAGGGCAAGACUUGCUUCGACAUCACUGAACCAACAGCGCCUUAG
Messenger RNA from Schizophyllum commune H4-8, 1905 nucleotides. RefSeq lists its product as uncharacterized. Lineage: Eukaryota; Fungi; Basidiomycota; Agaricomycetes; Agaricales; Schizophyllaceae. Bases 1 to 1905 code for a protein of 634 amino acids. The transcript is spliced from 6 exons. The record is from RefSeq and is a predicted model, not a curated record.